Messenger RNA from Stereum hirsutum FP-91666 SS1, 1144 nucleotides. RefSeq names its product mitochondrial carrier. The transcript is spliced from 5 exons. The record is from RefSeq and is a predicted model, not a curated record. NCBI's taxonomy places the organism in Eukaryota, Fungi, Basidiomycota, Agaricomycetes, Russulales, Stereaceae. Gene Ontology annotation, biological process: transmembrane transport. Gene Ontology annotation, cellular component: mitochondrial inner membrane. The coding region runs from base 90 to 1094 and encodes 334 amino acids.
CACACUAUCUUAACCUACAUUCUUACCCCGCAUCGGUCAACGCCACAGGACUUUGCUAGCUCGAGCUCGUCGUGGGUCUUGGUGGAUCUAUGACCACCAAUGAACGUUCCUCAGUCGACCAUGCUAUUAGGUCUGCGGUAGCAGGCGGGUUUGCAGGCGGUGUCGCUAAGACCGCCGUCGCACCAUUGGAUAGGCUGAAGAUCUUGUAUCAGACGCAUCAUCAUGAGUUUAAGCAGUUUCCAGAGAGCUGGAGGGGAGGUAUUCGAGCGUUGAAAUACAUCGUUCAGACGCAGGGGUUUCUAGGCCUCUACCGCGGGCACUCGUUGACUCUCGCUAGAGCUAUACCUCACGCUGCAAUUGGGUACACGCUGUAUGAGUAUGCCCGAAAGCUUAUAAUGCCCACCAAAGAGAGUGAGACCUCAACUCGGAGGUUUCUUGCUGGUUCGGUUGCUGGCGUCUCUGUCCUUCCCUUUACCUAUCCUUUCGAACUCGUCCGCGUACGCAUGGCCAUCGAAAGCCGAAAUUCAUCUACCCCUCGUCCCAGUCUUGUCUCCGUUUUUCGUACAAUCUACCGUGAACCAUCAAGUGCUGUCGCCAUCUGGCCUCUCUCCACUGGAUUCUCUCAUUUCUAUCGUGGCUUCCUUGUCUCUUUACUGGGAACCGUACCCUACCGCGGCGGCAUCUUCCUCGUAUGGGAAACACUCAACGCACAGGCUCAACACAGAUUCUCGGACGACUUCCAGAAGCAGUAUCAGAAACGAAUACAUCUUGUCAUUGGAGCGACGGCGGGAACGACGAGUCAGAUCGCGACGUAUCCAUUGGAGGUGAUCAGGAGGAUGCAGCAGGCUAGUGGAGGACUGGCUGCUAUGGCCGGUGCAGGAACUUCGAGUGCUGGUGCUGGUGCUGGCUCGCAAGCCGCCAAGGCCGGAGAUAAGAGUUUCCUGGGAUUUUUGGAGACGGUGAGGAAGGUGUACAGUACUUCGGGGCUUAAGGGCUUUUAUGCAGGAUUGGGAAUCGGACUUGUGAAGCAGGUGCCGAUGCAUAGCAUAUCUUUGACGGUCUGGCAGGCCGCGAAGCAGGUUCUCGAUGUUUGAUCACUCUACUCGCAUACUAUUUGCACAUACAAUGGAUGGUUUCUGUACAA